Messenger RNA from Syngnathus typhle (broad-nosed pipefish), 5783 nucleotides. RefSeq names its product collagen, type II, alpha 1a (gene col2a1a). The record is from RefSeq and is a predicted model, not a curated record. The transcript is spliced from 53 exons. Gene Ontology annotation, molecular function: extracellular matrix structural constituent. Lineage: Eukaryota; Metazoa; Chordata; Actinopteri; Syngnathiformes; Syngnathidae. Bases 212 to 4477 code for a protein of 1421 amino acids. Gene Ontology annotation, cellular component: collagen type II trimer.
ACAGCGUGGACAUAAAACCGCGGUGCUUGCCCUGACGCGGUGGGUGCAGAGUGCCAGCUGGGGCCCCGCGUUGGAUUCCACUUAGUCUUUGGAGGGUUUGACUGCAUGGUGCCUUUCGUCUCCGGGAACACACAUUCAACACACAAGUGACUCAACGUCUCCUCCAUCCCUUCAUUUCUCACCCGAGCUAUUGCAUGUCUAACAUUUAGACAUGUUCAGCUUUGUGGAUUCAAGGACUCUUCUGCUACUUGUAGCAUCCCAACUUAUUUUACUGGCUGCUGUCAGAUGUCAGCAAGAGGAGGGCCAGACGAUCAGCGCUAGGGGUCAAAAAGGUGAACCAGGUGAUAUUGCAGAUGUUGUAGGACCAAGAGGACCAGCAGGCCCUAUGGGCCCCCCAGGUGACCAGGGAGGACGUGGACCGGCUGGUGCAAAGGGUGACAAGGGAAACGCUGGACCUCGUGGAAGGGAUGGAGAGCCUGGGAUUCCCGGAAACCCUGGACCCCCUGGCCCAGCUGGCCCAGCUGGACCCCCUGGACUUGGAGGGAACUUUGCUGCACAGAUGUCUACAGGCUUUGAUGAGAAGGCUGGAGGUGCUCAGAUGGGAGUGAUGCAGGGACCAAUGGGUCCAAUGGGUCCCCGUGGUCCUCCUGGACCAAGCGGAGCCCCUGGGCCACAAGGUUUUCAGGGUGCCCCUGGCGAGGCUGGAGAGCCCGGUCCAGCUGGAGCAGUGGGACCCCGUGGGCCACCUGGACCUUCAGGAAAACCAGGAAGUGAUGGUGAGAGUGGCAAACCUGGCAAAGCUGGUGAGCGUGGACCUGCCGGACCUCAGGGAGCUCGUGGAUUCCCCGGAACUCCUGGCCUUCCUGGAAUCAAAGGACACAGAGGACACCCUGGACUAGAUGGAGCGAAAGGAGAGAACGGUGCUGCAGGAGCAAAGGGAGAGUCUGGUUCUUCUGGAGAGAACGGUGCCCCUGGACCCAUGGGUCCACGCGGUCUGCCAGGCGAGAGGGGACGAACCGGUGCUUCUGGAGCCGCAGGCGCUCGUGGAAAUGAUGGCUUGCCCGGUCCUGCUGGUCCACCUGGCCCUGUUGGUCCUGCUGGAGCUCCAGGUUUCCCAGGAUCUCCAGGAGCCAAGGGUGAAGCUGGUCCUACUGGAGCCCGCGGAGCUGAAGGCCAACAGGGUCCCCGUGGAGAGGCCGGUACUCCAGGAUCUCCUGGACCUGCCGGAGCAUCGGGUAACCCCGGAACUGAUGGUAUUCCUGGAGCCAAAGGAUCUGCUGGUGGUCCUGGUAUUGCUGGUGCCCCUGGUUUCCCUGGCCCCCGAGGCCCCCCUGGACCACAGGGAGCAACAGGCCCCCUGGGACCCAAAGGACAAUCUGGUGACCCUGGUCUCCCUGGAUUCAAAGGUGAAGCAGGACCUAAGGGCGAACUUGGCCCCGCUGGUCCCCUAGGUGCACCUGGCCCAGCUGGUGAGGAAGGAAAGAGAGGUGCAAGAGGAGAGCCCGGAGCUGCCGGACCACUCGGACCUCCCGGAGAGAGAGGAGCUCCUGGGAACCGUGGUUUCCCUGGUCAAGAUGGUCUUGCUGGUGCUAAGGGUGCCCCAGGUGACCGUGGAGUUGCUGGUGCCGCUGGGCCUAAAGGUGCUAGCGGGGACCCCGGACGCACAGGAGAGUCUGGUCUUCCUGGAGCAAGAGGUCUUACUGGCCGUCCUGGAGAUACUGGUCCUCAGGGCAAAGUUGGACCUUCUGGCGCCGCUGGUGAGGAUGGUCGCCCCGGCCCCCCUGGUCCUCAGGGAGCCCGUGGACAGCCGGGAGUGAUGGGAUUCCCUGGACCAAAAGGAGCCAAUGGUGAGCCUGGGAAAUCUGGAGAGAAAGGUCUUAUUGGCCGUACUGGUCUGAGAGGCCUGCCCGGAAAAGAUGGUGAGACUGGAUCAGCCGGACCGCCAGGCCCCGCUGGACCCGCUGGGGAGAGAGGAGAGCAAGGUUCACCUGGACCUUCUGGCUUCCAGGGUCUGCCUGGACCAACUGGUUCCCCUGGGGAGGCUGGAAAACCUGGAGACCAGGGUGUUCCUGGAGAAGGUGGAGCUCCUGGUGCUGUUGGACCCAGAGGUGAACGGGGUUUCCCUGGAGAGAGGGGUGGCGCUGGUCCUCAGGGUCUGCAAGGACCACGCGGACUUCCCGGAACACCUGGAAGUGAUGGACCCAAGGGAGCCAUUGGACCUGCUGGAGCUGCAGGACCCCAGGGACCCCCUGGCCUGCAGGGUAUGCCCGGAGAGAGAGGAGCCGGUGGAAUCCCAGGAGCCAAAGGAGACAGAGGUGAUAAUGGAGCAAAGGGACCUGAAGGAGCUCCUGGAAAGGAUGGUUCUAGAGGUUUGACCGGUCCUAUUGGUCCUCCUGGACCUGCUGGACCAAAUGGUGCCAAGGGUGAGAAUGGACCUGCAGGACCUUCUGGUGCUCCUGGCGUUCGUGGUGCACCUGGUGACCGUGGUGAGGGAGGUCCUCCUGGGCCUGCUGGUUUUGCUGGACCUCCUGGUGCAGAUGGUCAGCCUGGAGUCAAGGGAGAGCUUGGUGAGAGCGGACAGAAGGGAGAGGCUGGUGCUUCAGGGCCUCAGGGACCAUCAGGAGCCCCCGGACCUGUGGGCCCAACUGGUGUUUCUGGUCCUAAAGGAGCACGUGGUGCUCAGGGAGCUCCUGGUGCCACUGGUUUCCCUGGUGCUGCUGGUAGAGUAGGCGCUCCUGGACCUAAUGGCAACCCUGGUUCCGUUGGACCUGCUGGACCCGCUGGUAAAGACGGACCAAAGGGUACCCGUGGUGAUGCAGGGGCCCCGGGAAGACAAGGAGAUGCUGGUCUUCGAGGACCUGCUGGUGCGCAAGGAGAAAAGGGAGAGCCCGGAGAAGAUGGACCCCCUGGUGCUGAUGGACCUUCAGGGCCUCAGGGUUUGGCUGGAUCUCGUGGUAUUGUUGGUUUGCCUGGCCAGCGUGGAGAGAGAGGCUUCCCUGGUCUUCCUGGACCUUCUGGUGAGCCUGGUAAACAAGGAUCUCCUGGCUCCGGUGGUGACCGUGGACCUCCUGGACCUGUAGGACCCCCUGGACUUACUGGACCUGCUGGAGAGACUGGAAGAGAGGGUACUCCUGGAUCAGAUGGUCCACCUGGUAGAGAUGGAUCUGUUGGAAUCAAGGGAGAGCGAGGUAACACUGGUCCUUCUGGUGCCCCUGGAGCUCCCGGUGCUCCUGGUGCCCCUGGCCCUGUUGGACCUCUUGGCAAGCAAGGAGAUAGAGGAGAAGCUGGUUCACAAGGACCUGCUGGACCUCCCGGACUCGCAGGCGCACGAGGAAUGGCUGGACCCCAAGGACCACGUGGAGAUAAGGGAGAGAGUGGUGAGUCUGGCGAGAGAGGACAGAAAGGUCACCGUGGCUUCACUGGUUUGCAGGGUCUUCCUGGACCUCCCGGUCCCGCUGGCGAUGCUGGCGCUUCUGGACCCGCAGGACCAAACGGAGCUAAGGGACCACCUGGACCAACUGGACCCGCUGGCAAAGAUGGAUCUAACGGACAGCCUGGCCCCAUUGGACCACCUGGACCUCGUGGACGCUCUGGAGAGGGCGGCCCAGCCGGUCCUCCUGGAAACGCUGGACCCCCUGGUCCUCCUGGGCCCCCAGGCCCUGGCAUUGACAUGUCUGCCUUCGCUGGUUUGGGUCAGACUGAAAAGUCUCCCGAUCCACUGAGAUACAUGAGGGCUGAUGAGGCCUCCAGUUCCCUGAGACAGCACGAUGUUGAGGUUGAUUCCACACUCAAGUCGCUCAACAACCAGAUUGAGAACCUGCGCAGCCCCGAUGGCUCCCAGAAGAACCCCGCUCGCUCUUGCAGAGACCUCAAACUAUGCCACCCUGAAUGGAAGAGCGGUGACUACUGGGUUGACCCCAACAUUGGAAGCAUAGCUGAUGCCAUCAAGGUCUUUUGCAACAUGGAGACUGGCGAGACCUGCGUCUACCCAACUAUUGCCAAGAUACCAAAGAAGUCCUGGUGGACCAGCAAGAGCAAUGAUCGCAAGCACAUCUGGUUUGGAGAGACCAUGAAUGGAGGAUUCCACUUCAGCUACGCCCAGGAUGGCCCUGCUGCCAACGCCGCCAGUGUUCAACUGACCUUCUUGAGGCUUCUUUCCAAUGAGGCUUCCCAGAACCUCACGUACCACUGCAAGAACAGCAUCGCCUACAUGGAUCAGGCCACAGGCAACCUGAAGAAGGCUUUGCUGCUGCAGGGCUCCAACGAUGUGGAGGUCCGCGCAGAAGGCAACAGCCGUUUCACAUACAGCGUGUUGGAAGAUGGCUGCAAGAAACACACAGGCCGGUGGGGCAAAACUGUCUUUGAGUACAAAACACAGAAAACCUCCCGUCUGCCUAUCGUGGACAUUGCUCCUAUGGAUAUCGGAGGAGCGGAUCAGGAGUUUGGCGUGGAUGUAGGCCCAGUCUGCUUCUUGUAAAGUGGAAUAUCACAGUGACCCCAACCCCCCAGAAUAACAGGAACGAAGUAAACUCAACCAUGAAACACUACACACAAUUCCACAAUAAAGAAGACUGGAAUUCGAAAAGAAAAUUGAUCUCACAACAAAGUGCUCUCCAAGUUGGAUGCUAGCACUGAAGGGCAUCGGCAAUAAGUGUACAUCUUUGUCAACACGCUUCCUGAGAUCCAGUCAUGUUUCCAGUCAUGGCCCACUGUUGACGGGUAUGAGUCCGGAGGAAGAGGGACUGAGCAAAAGUUGUGGAGAACUGAAACAUGACUUGAUGUCACUUAUUUAUUGUCUCACUUGAACGGGCAGAGAUGAGGUAGGACUGGAGGGGUUUCACUUUGUAAGUACGACAAGCCCCUUUCCACUACAGAACAGCCGCACAACCUCUGUCCCAGUCCUACUCCACCUCCCUCCCUGUUCCCUCCUGUCACACUAAUAUGGCAUUUUGAAUCCGUGUAGACCAAUAAAAUAUUCUGAAAAUAUUCCAGGUACUCCACGCCUGUCCAUCGUGAGCAGGAGCAAAACCUUUACUGUGUAUUAUAAAGCCUUGGUUCUAUUGUUGUAAAGGUCUGUGUUUAUAAGCAACCAGAUGGUUUGAUGUGUAUUUCCACAUUAUGUGUGUACAUGUGUUUAUAUGCACACUAACACUUUUUGGAGAGUGAGGUCACAUUUGGGGUGUAUGUUCCAAAGUCUUGUACCCCUUCACAGCCCAUUACUCUAGUGCAAAAUUUGCUCUGCAAAAAUCCGAAGCAAUUUCGCCAUUUCUUGUAGUCACCCAGAUGGUUUGAAGCUACCUCACGCUGAAAAACAAAAAUGUAGAGAUGACUACAAACACAUCUCAAAUCCAAACGCCUGCCUUUGCUUCAGGUGGCUCUCUCUUCAGAAGGUGCUAUGAGUUCUGUAAUAGUCGGUAGCAAAUGCUUCUCUACCCCAGCCCGAUUUCCCACUAGCCUCACACCACGCUCACACAACCCCCCCCCCCCUUCCCUGCAGAAAGUGGGGGCCGUCGGGUAAGACAGGUGGCGACCGGGGACACUUCGAGACCUCUGCUGAAGUCCACACACACCAAAGCUGAACCAAGUGGCUCAAUAACAACCAGGGUGGGACGCCUCUGUGUGCGUGAGGGUGUGUACAUUUUUUAAAUUAAUUUUAUUAUGAUCCGUUUUGUUUUUAUUUUGUUACACUUCUCAUUGAUGUAAAUUGGAAAUAAAAGGAAAACAGAAUGAAGAAGUUGAUUUUUGCUUUGAGUUUUCAAUAAAAAUAUCACAGGCGUGGGAAA